CAGCACCAGCUCACACUGCGGGGUACCGAGGGCAAGGGGCCCGGUGCCCAGCUCCAGCCUUGGGAUGGGUGGUGAGAGCUGGAGGGGGUCACAUCCAGGCUUUGUGCCCCCCUCCUCUAGGGAUGUGCUAUGGGGAGUACCAGCUCCCCUGAGCUGGGGCUUGGGCUGCGUGCCCUGCUUCUUACCUCCCUCAUUUCCUGCAGGAGUGGGGCAGGGUUCGCAAGGACAUGCUGUCCCGGCUGCUUUCCCAUUAAUUGUUAUUUUUUAAUCCCGCUUGCAGCCAGACGUGCAGCCUCCCAGCUCCAUCUGGAUACCCGCCAGCCCUGAGAUGAAGGGCACGGGAUGGGGCACCCAGAUCUCCCCAGUGUACCCAACCGGGGUCCCCCAUCCCAUCCCAUCCCAUCCCAUCCCAUCCCAUCCCAUCCCGGUCGCGGCCAGGCGAGGUGAUGCAGCCCGGUGCUCCCAGCCUGGUGCUCUUAGAAUGAACCAGGCAGAGUCGGACAAGUGCCGUGACCGAAGGCUGGUGGCCCCAGAAAGACCACGGAGGGUCCCGCAGCGGUCGGUGAGACGCGAGUCCCGCCCCGCUGAGUCACCGCCCGCCCUGGGGGAGGAAGAGGGGCGGGUCCGUCUGUCUGGAUGCACCGCGCCGAGGCUGCAAGGUGCGGCGCCCAGCAGAGCUGAGCCCAGCCGAGCCGUGCCUGGCCGAGCCGAGCCGAGCCGAGCCGAGCCGAGCCGCGGCAGCGGGCCCAACCCGUCCCGGGCACAGGCCCUGCUUUUUCCUCAGAGGUCAAGCCAAAGCAGAGAGCUUCCCGGGAUGAAGGUCCUUCUGCUCCUUCUCUUCCUGCUCCAAGGGGCGGGAGCAUGUGGCCAUAAGGAGGAGGACUUCCGCUUCUGUGGUGACCGAAACCAGACCCAGAACAGCUCCAUCAUCUACGAGCAUGGCCCUGCUGCCAUUUCCAUCGAGAACACAGCCCAGGCACUGAUCAUAAGAAGGCCUUUUUUGCCAAGCAGGAGAAACUCCUCAUACAAUUACAGUUUGCCCCCCAUGCUGGGCAGGUACCGCUUCUGCAUCUGCUGGUUCAGGGCCAACAGCACCCUGCGGCUGGUGUACGGGAAGCAGAGCUUUCUCCUGGGCCGAGAUCCAGUCAGCAGCAAUGCCCGGGGGAAGCAGGGUCAGGAGACUGCAGGAGCCAGCACGUCCAUCUUCAAUGUGUCCUACAUCUCGAAGGGCGGGAAGAACACCUCCCUUGGCAGUACCUCUGAGUACUUCUUCCCCGCCUCACCAGAGGACAUGCCCAUCUGGGAGCAGGACGUGGAGAAGCAAGUUACUGCCUUGGAGAGGCUCAUUGCACAGCCUGCGGAGCCAGGCGCAGGAGCCGUGGAGCAGUGGGUGCUUCGUUGCAAACUCAGGGAGUUGGAGAAGAUGCUGACCAAGGUGGAGCUUGAAGGGCAGAACCAGACCUUUGGAAAGGCCACAGUGCAUGCAACUGUCCUGAUUGUCCAGCCCGCUCAGGCUGCGCAGAACCUGGUUUUUGCUUCCCAAAGAGAGGAGGACAGAGAGGUCCAUGGGAUCGUGGUGGACCUGCCGAGUAGCCUGUUCUUGAUGGCAAAGGAGAGGGAGGAGGUGGUAGAGCACAGAGUGCUCCUGAUGGACAUCAGCAGCCAGACCAUGUUCCAGGAUGAAAACAGCAGCCACGUCCUGGGUGACAAGGUGGUCGGCAUCUCUCUGGUGGACACAGUGGUGGCCAACCUCUCUGUCCCAGUGGUCCUCACUUUCUUCCAUGGCCAGCUGCCAAGGAACGUGACCCCACUGUGUGUCUUCUGGCGGGAGGACACCACUGCCAACUCUGGAAGCUGGGACAGCUUCGGUUGUACAACAGAGACAGGGGGCAGCUGGACAGAGUGCAGAUGUAACCACCUCACCUACUUUGCUGUGCUGAUGGUUUCCUCCCUGGAGAUCACCUACAUGCACAGGGAUUAUCUGAGUGUCAUAACCUAUGUCGGCUGCCUGAUCUCAGCUUUGGCAUCUGUUUGCACCAUCUUAUUCCUCUACUUCAGGAGCAAGCAGCGAGACCAGAUCACAAGCAUGCACAUCCACAUGAACCUGCUGGGUGCCAUCUUCCUCCUGGAUGUCACCUUCCUCAUCUCUGAGCAGUUGGCUUCCAGCAGCAGCGAGGCUGUCUGCAGAGCUGGUGGGCUCUUCCUGCACUUCUCCCUCCUGAGCUGCCUCACCUGGAUGGGCAUCGAGGGCUACAACCUCUACCGGCUUGUGAUCGAAGUCUUCAGCACCUACCAUGACCACUUCCUCCUCAAGAUCUGCCUGGUGGGCUGGGGACUCCCCUUUUUCUGUGUGAUGCUGAUCUUCCUGGCCAGUUGGAGAAACUAUGGCCCCUUCUCCAUUCCCAUCUAUGAAUCCAUUGUUGGCAAAUCCACCAACGCAACCAUAUGCUGGAUUACGAGCCCCCUGAUCCAUAACGUUGUGAACCUGGGUUUCUUCAGCCUGGUAUUUCUCUUUAACUCGGUCAUGCUGGGGGCCAUGGUCCGGGAGAUCCUCCGGCAGAACAACAAAGGCCACAAGCUCAAGCAUGUUCUUGCCCUCUUUGGGCUGAGCAUCCUGCUGGGCAUUCCCUGGGCACUGGUCUUCUUCUCCUUCACCUCUGGUGUCUUCAGCCUCAUUUCGCUCUACCUCUUCACCAUUAUCAACUCCCUCCAAGGCUUCCUUAUCUUUCUCUGGUACUGGACCAUGGUGCUGCAGGCAAGGAAGUCCUCUGAUUUGUAGAGCAGCUCCGACAGCAUCAAACUGCAGCCCAAGAGCAGGC
Messenger RNA from Pezoporus flaviventris, 2819 nucleotides. Its product is annotated as adhesion G-protein coupled receptor G1-like. NCBI's taxonomy places the organism in Eukaryota, Metazoa, Chordata, Aves, Psittaciformes, Psittacidae. Bases 329 to 2779 code for a protein of 816 amino acids. Gene Ontology annotation, molecular function: G protein-coupled receptor activity; heparin binding. Gene Ontology annotation, cellular component: membrane. The record is from RefSeq and is a predicted model, not a curated record. Gene Ontology annotation, biological process: cell surface receptor signaling pathway; adenylate cyclase-activating G protein-coupled receptor signaling pathway. The transcript is spliced from 14 exons.